Molecule: messenger RNA, 3591 nt
Organism: Cajanus cajan (pigeon pea)
Lineage: Eukaryota; Viridiplantae; Streptophyta; Magnoliopsida; Fabales; Fabaceae
Product: kinesin-like protein KIN-14I
Biological process (GO): microtubule-based movement
Cellular component (GO): microtubule cytoskeleton
Molecular function (GO): microtubule binding; ATP binding; microtubule motor activity
Source: RefSeq, a predicted model, not a curated record
UUCGGAGCUGAGAGGAGUAUAAAGCGGAUUUGGAUACAGAAAGCGAAGUAACUACUACCUGUUGUGUUGUACGACUAUUACUUUGUAAUUGCAGGCAGAGAAAGAAAGAAAGAAAGAAGAAAAGAGAAAAGCUAACUAAAGCUUUCUCGCCCUCCUCCUCCUCAUGGAUCAGAUUGUGCAAUGUCUCUGCUGACUCAUAUUAUUAUUGGAUUUGUCACUUUCUGGUCUUCAUCUUAUGGCGGCAGAUGCGGCUUUCUUCUUUUCUGUGGCAUCAGUGGUGGAGGACGUGCUCCAACAGCACGGUCCUCGUCUCAAAGAUCUUGAUUUGGAAUCUAGGAAGGCAGAAGAAGCUGCAUCAAGAAGGUAUGAAGCAGCAGGGUGGUUGAGAAAAAUGGUUGGAGUUGUUGCAGCUAAAGAUUUGCCAGCAGAGCCAUCUGAGGAGGAGUUUAGGCUUGGUUUGAGAAGUGGAAUUAUUCUAUGUAAUGUUAUUAAUAAAGUUCAAUCCGGGGCUGUGCCUAAGGUUGUGGAGAGCCCUGUUGAUUCUGCAUUGAUCCCUGAUGGGGCACCCUUAACAGCAUAUCAGUAUUUUGAAAACGUGAGGAAUUUCUUGGUUGCUGUCCAAGAAAUUGGAAUUCCUACCUUUGAGGCAUCUGAUCUGGAACAAGGAGGAAAAUCGUCUAGGAUUGUCAAUUGCGUGUUGGCCCUGAAAUCCUAUAGUGAAUGGAAAAUGAGCGGGUCAAAUGGUGUGUGGAAAUUUGGCGGAAAUCUCAAACCUACUGUAUCUGCAAAAUCUUUUGUGAGAAAAAACUCGGAGCCAUUUACUAAUUCCUUGUCAAGGACUUCAUCAUUGAAUGAUAAAUCUCUCAACGCUCUUAAUUCUGACAUUGAGUCUAAUAAAAUGUUGCAGUCUGGUUCCCAUUCUUUGAGUACGCUUGUUCGUGCAAUUCUAUCAGAUAAGAAGCCAGAAGAAGUUCCAACGUUGGUUGAAUCUGUUUUGAACAAGGUUGUAGAGGAGUUUGAGCAACGAAUUGCAAGCCAGGAUGAACAGACAAAAAUAACUCCAAGAGAUCCUGUUUCUCAAAGCAACGGGUCUGUUAUUGCAGAUGCAAAGGGUGAGAAGAAUAUUCACGUUGUAGCAAAAAAGGAAGAUUGCAUUCAUAAAAAUCAAGUUUCUUCAAUGGUAACACAAAAUGAGGAUCGCAUUCAUAAAAAUCAAGUUGCUGAUGAGGAAUCACAAAGGCAACUUCUGAAGCAGCAGAUGCUCUUUGACCAACAGCAAAGAGAAAUUCAAGAGCUAAGGCAUACUCUUCACACCACAAAAUCUGGUAUGCAGUUCAUGCAAAUGAAAUUUCAUGAGGAGUUCUCCAAUCUUGGCAUGCACAUUCAUGGCUUAGCUAAUGCUGCUUCUGGAUAUCAUAGAGUUCUUGAAGAAAAUCGCAAACUAUACAAUCAAGUCCAGGAUCUUAAGGGAAGUAUUAGGGUGUACUGUCGAGUAAGACCCUUCUUUCCUGGACAAUCAAACCAUUUAAGCGCAGUGGAAAGUAUAGACGAUGGAGUUAUCACCGUUAAUGUUCCUUCAAAGAAUGGGAAGGGACGCAGGUCCUUCAAUUUUAACAAAGUCUUUGGACCAUCUGCGACUCAAGCCGAGGUUUUCCUAGAUAUGCAGCCACUCAUUAGAUCUGUUCUUGAUGGUUAUAAUGUUUGCAUAUUUGCUUAUGGCCAAACAGGAUCAGGAAAAACUCACACUAUGACUGGACCAAAAGAGAUCACAGAGAAAAGCCAAGGUGUAAAUUACAGGGCUCUAGGCGAUUUGUUUCAUAUAGCAGAUCAAAGAAAAGACACUUUCCACUAUGACGUUUCUGUUCAAAUGAUUGAGAUUUACAAUGAGCAAGUCAGGGAUCUUCUGGUCACUGAUGGAACAAACAAAAGAUUAGAAAUUCGCAGUAGUUCUCAAAAAGGGCUCAGUGUGCCAGAUGCAAGCCUUGUCCCUGUAUCAUCAACUAUUGAUGUUAUUGAACUAAUGAACCUGGGGCAAAGGAACCGUGCAGUUGGUGCAACAGCCCUUAAUGACCGCAGUAGUCGAUCUCAUAGUUGCUUGACUGUUCAUGUUCAAGGAAGAGAUUUGACAUCUGGAGCUACGCUUCGUGGAUGCAUGCAUUUGGUUGACUUGGCAGGAAGUGAGAGGGUAGAUAAAUCUGAGGCCACAGGAGAUAGACUAAAAGAGGCACAGCAUAUUAACAAAUCUCUUUCAGCUUUGGGAGAUGUCAUUGCUUCCCUUGCUCAGAAAAACUCACACGUUCCUUACAGAAAUAGUAAACUCACACAAUUACUCCAAGAUUCACUUGGAGGACAGGCUAAGACACUAAUGUUUGUUCACGUAAGUCCAGAGAGUGAUGCUAUUGGAGAAACAAUUAGUACCUUAAAAUUUGCUGAAAGAGUUGCCACAGUUGAACUUGGUGCUGCUCGAGUAAACAAAGAUAGUGCAGAUGUUAAAGAGCUCAAAGAUCAGAUUGCCAGCCUCAAAGCAGCAUUGGCAAGAAAGGAAGGAGAAUCAGAUUAUUCUUUAUCCAGCAGCUCUGAGAAAUACAGGACAAAGGCCAGUGAACUAUCACCUUAUCCUGACAGUGGGAAUCAGCUUGGAUACCGACGACCAAUGGUUGAGGUUGGCAACAUUGAGCUUGAGAGUAACACGACAGUGAGGAAGAAAACUCAGAGCUUUGAUUUUGAUGAGAUAUCAGCAAAUUCACCACCAUGGCCCCCAGUGAAUAAUAAUAAUAGCCUUGGACAAAACUAUGCGGAGGAUGACAAAGAAACUGGUUCUGGAGAAUGGGUUGAUAAGGUCAUGGUAAACAAAACUGAGAACCUCUUGGAGUGUUGGCAAGCAAGCAAUGGGAACUUAUCUGAGGCUUUUUAUCAGAAAUACCCCAAAAUGCACUCAGAACAAUCCUAUAACAUGUUCAUCGGAGGCAACCACUUUAACAUUGCUGGUUCAGAUGACACGGAUGACCUUGAUGCUGCAACCAGUGAUUCCUCCGAACCUGACUUACUUUGGCAAUUUAAUCAUUCCAAACUUAGCAGCAUUGGACCAAAGACUAUGAGAUCUAUCUCAAAAACAGCAAAAAGCCCAGAGUUUAGCAAGAAUGGUGUUCAUUCUUCUCCUCUAGGUCCUUCACCUUCAUUCAAACAAUCAAAUGGUGUCCCACAUCGAACAGGAAGGCAUCCAGCUCCAGUUGACGUCAAACGUAGAACUGGGAGUAGAAAGUAAACGUGUUAUUGAAAGGGGGAAGAAAAAAAAAAGAGUGAUUGUUUAUAUUUGAUUUUUUUCAAUUUUUUCAAUUCUUUAGAUCGACGAGAGAGAGCGAUUGUUAUAAUUUUUUUUAUUAUUAAUUUUGGUUUGUAUUUUGUAAUCACACGGAUAAUGGAGCAAUAAGGCAUGUUGCUUUGUUUGUAUCAUGACAUUCUUUUGUUUUACUCCACACUAGAGUUUAGAGGAUGUAAAAAAUUGAAACUCUUAACACUGAAAUGAUUUUUUAUUUGUACAAAUUAAUUUCCUUAUCACUAAUAGUAAUACCCCCUCCCUGUUUUUUCCUU